Molecule: messenger RNA, 1370 nt
Organism: Fusarium vanettenii 77-13-4
Lineage: Eukaryota; Fungi; Ascomycota; Sordariomycetes; Hypocreales; Nectriaceae
Exons: 2
Coding region: 1-1221 (406 amino acids)
Source: RefSeq, a predicted model, not a curated record
AUGGCCGACCCAUUAAGCAUCUCCGCCUCGAUCCUCGCAAUAGUCACCGCUUCAGUGGUGUCGGUCAAGUCCCUCAAAGAGACGGUCGAGCGUUACAGAGGUCGGGACGAAACCCUUCGUCGGCUCAUUGGUCAGCUUGAGGACCUCGUUAGUAUUUUGGACACUCUUGAGAAGAUUUCGCAGGUUGAAGCGUCCAUGCUUGCCCUCCUGAAGGGUCCUGUCGAGCGAUGUAGGCAGUUGUGCCAGGCUUUUGAGGUGGUUAUGAAAGACUUCGUCGGGAAGUCGUCCACAGGUUUCCGAGACUGGGCGAAACUGGAAUUCAUGAAGGGAGACAUCAACGAAUUCAUGAGAACUCUUUCCGGGUACAAAUCGACGAUUUCAAUCGGGCUGGGAACCAUUACGUUCGAGAUGGUUCAAGAUACCACAUAUAACCUCAAUGUUCAGCUGCAACGCAUCAACGAGAAGAUGGAGCGGUUUCCUUCGGAGGAGCCAGACACCACCAGAUUGGACUUGAGAGAUGAAAGCACAGUUAUCAAGCACUGCAUUGGUAUCUGCGAGGAAGCGAUGUCCCGUAUUGGAUCAAUGAUCGACCGUGAAAGACUCGUGUAUUCAGCCGCACUCUCAGAACAGGCCACGGCAGACGCUACCUCAACCCAUCCUAAGCUUUUCCAGGCUCACGAGGAGACCCGUGAAAUGCUAGAGAACAAUCGUGACAGCAUUGCCAAAUUCCUCGGGCGGCUGCAAGAACGGCUUAGCUCUCUGGCAAUGGAACAACACCCUGACUCAGAGCGAAGGAAAAUGCAGUUAGAGAAAGACAUCAGAGCUUUGGAAGACAGUCUAGAGGUGUGCAGAAUCGCCAGUACCGAGGUGAGCCAUCAAAGGGUACACACGUUCGGGGAAGUCGUCGCCGAAGGUAAAAGCGAUCAGGUCGUGGUCACGACUUUGGCAGACCUUUUCAACGUUGGGAAGGCGAUAGCCAAGGACAACUCAGGGCAGCUCAUCGGCUCGAUGGCUGGUGUCGAGCUAAUUCAGCUGUCCAAGGAUCGGUACAGCAACCUGCGUUUUAGUGCUGCCGAUACGUCGCGAGUUAACCUCAUGCCUCCACUCACGAAGAAUAGUGAACUUCGUGUUCCUGGCCAAGAGGUGAACGACCAACAGCCGGAGCCGAGGGUGAGCUCUUCUAAAGCGCUUCCCAACGAGACGAAGAAGCGGACCCUUUAAUGCCACUCUCGAACGCAAGGCCAUUGGGGGGUGGAAUUUAGCAAAACUCCUAAUGCACGGUCCAUUAUAUUCCCUUGUCUCAAAGAGGACUCACUACCAGCCAAUCUUUCAUAGAGCCUAUACAACCCGGACUUCUUAUUUUUAUAUCA